Misgurnus anguillicaudatus (oriental weatherfish) is the source of this 1426-nucleotide messenger RNA. The record is from RefSeq and is a predicted model, not a curated record. Lineage: Eukaryota; Metazoa; Chordata; Actinopteri; Cypriniformes; Cobitidae.
UCGAGGUGGUUGAUAAAUGUAUAUUUUAUUUUAAUAAAUGUCUUUGACUAAAUGACUGCAACACAGUCGAUUUAUCGUAUGCAUUUUUUUAUUGUGAUAAUAGAGUGAGAAAAUCUGCAUUUGGUGGUCAUUAGCGGAAAGUUAAUAGCGGAUACGAAAACACUUCAUCUGUGACAACAUCACAAGAAACGGGAAAGAAGGCUAAAUGGAAUCAGACAUGAGAUAUGCAGUAAUUAAGUUCCCCCAAGACAAUACAGUUGAUGUUGUUCCUUCCAACUGGCUUGAAACAACAAAUGAGGGUAUAUAUUGCUAUUGGCCUCGAAAAAACUUUACAGCCAAAGUUAAGCGCAGAGACGUUCCAGAUCCUGCCAUGUGGUCAAAACACUUGGCAUCUGUUCUGGUUUAUGCAGAAAACUAUGAGGAAGCCAGACUCAAGUCAAACCAGGCAACCGUUACUUCAAACCUGGAGAGUGAUGAAGAACCUUCCCGAAGACCAGUACGGCGGCCAGCCAGAUACAGAAGACCACUGGAGGAUAGUGAUGAAGAGGACAUGCCAGCACCAAAGAUGUCACGCACUGUAAAUACAUCCAGAUUCACCCCAAGGAGAGAAUUUUUUGGUGAACGAAUGUCAAAGAAAAGCAUUCCUGAAACGUUGCCAAGAAACACAUUUUCCGAACCUUGUUCUUCAGGGCUUUUAAUUCGUCAAGAACCUGAGUCUGACAGGGAACUUCUAUUCGAAGCUGAUGUGUCCCAAGAUGUUCCUUCAUCAGCUGGGCAAACCAAUUUGUGCAGUACUGAAUUGAAGAAGCUGGAGCGAGCCAUGUUUGUCAGGCUGGACAAACUGGAGCAAAAGAUGUCAGCCAUUGAAACUCUUUUAAGAACUGUUGUCCAAACAAGCGACACUUCUUGUGAGUUUCUGGUGAAUCCUUGCCAGAGCUCUCAAGAAUUGGAUGAUUUGUGUCUGAAGCUGCAAGACAAUGACUUCCGAAAAAAAACUGUCCAUUACUUAAGCCUCCUCGGAGGCAAAACACCUGGCGAUGCCAUCCGCAGGGUCUUGCGUACAAUUGGAACUAAUAGUCUAUGGUCAAAAUACAGCAUGAGAGGAAGGAAGGGGGAAAAAAAAUUUGGAGAGCUGAACAUUUGCAGCGUGAUCAUUCAAGCCUGCCAAAAGAUCCACCCAAAAGUGCCAGCUAAGGUGUUAGAGGACUGCAUUGCAGACACUUUAAAAUAUGCUCCCCAUCGUGAGUCAAGGAUGGAGCAUGAACAGCAGACGGACUAGUUUUCAGCACCCACACAGACAUCCACAUUUAUUUAAGUUCUUACUGAUUGUAUGUUUUAAUUAAAGUACUUACAUUUCCUGUCAAAUUAUAAUUAUUUUUCAUUAGUGUUAACCUACAUUUUAAACUUUGUUACAUUUUAUAUAAUU